Messenger RNA from Mesocricetus auratus (golden hamster), 1248 nucleotides. RefSeq names its product neuropeptide FF receptor 2-like. Gene Ontology annotation, biological process: regulation of cAMP-dependent protein kinase activity; regulation of adenylate cyclase activity; regulation of MAPK cascade. Gene Ontology annotation, molecular function: peptide binding; neuropeptide receptor activity; opioid receptor binding. The record is from RefSeq and is a predicted model, not a curated record. Gene Ontology annotation, cellular component: membrane. Lineage: Eukaryota; Metazoa; Chordata; Mammalia; Rodentia; Cricetidae.
AUGGACGGAAUCACACUACUGCACAUAAUGGUGUCAGAAAUCAGGAGUCACACCUGGAGCAGCAAUGACACACAGCAUCACUGGUAUUCGGAUAUCAACAUCACCUAUGUGAACUAUUAUCUUCACCAGCCUCAAGUGGCAGCGAUCUUCAUUAGUUCCUACUUCCUGAUCUUUUUCCUGUGCACGGUGGGAAAUACUAUAGUUUGCUUCAUUAUAAUAAGGAACAAACACAUACACACUGUCACUAAUUUCUUCAUCUUAAACCUGGCGAUAAGUGAUUUGUUGGUUGGAAUAUUCUGCAUCAUCACAUUGCUGGACAACAUCAUAGCAGGAUGGCCAUUUGGAAGCAACAUGUGCAAGAUCAGUGGGCUGGUGCAGGGCAUAUCAGUUUCAGCCUCAGUCUUCACCUUGGUUGCAAUAGCUGUGGACAGCUUCUGGUGUGUCGUCUACCCCUUUAAGCCAAAGCUCACAGUCAAGACAGCCUUUGUCACUCUUGUGAUCAUCUGGGGCCUGGCCGGUGCCAUUAUGUCUCCAUCUGCAGUAAUGUUACAUGUACAAGAAGAAAAAUACUACUGUGUGAGACUCGGCUCCCACAACAAAACCAGCACGGUGUACUGGUGUCGGGAGGACUGGCCAAAGCAGGAAAUGAGGAGGAUCUACACCACUGUGCUAUUUGCCACCAUCUACCUGGCUCCCCUCUCCCUCAUUGUGGUCAUGUAUGCAAGGAUUGGGGCUUCCCUCUUCAAGACUUCAGCACACUGCAUGGGCAAGCAGCGCCAGGAGCAGUGGCAUGUAUCCAAGAAGAAACAGAAAGUCAUCAAGAUGCUGCUUAUUGUGGCCUUCCUUUCCUGGCUGCCCCUGUGGACUCUGAUGAUGCUUUCAGACUAUGCCGACCUGUCUCCUAAUAAACUGCGUGUCAUCAACAUUUAUAUCUACCCUUUCGCCCACUGGCUUGCCUUUUGCAACAGCAGUGUCAACCCCAUCAUUUAUGGUUUCUUUAAUGAAAAUUUUCGCAGUGGUUUCCAAGACAUGCUCCAGGUCUGUCAAAAGAAAACAAAACCCCAGGAAGCCUAUGUCCUAAGAGCUAAAAGCAAGAUGGUAAUAAACACAUCUGGCCUGCUGGUCCAGGAACCUGCAUCUCAAAACCCAGGUGGGGAAUAUUUGAUGUGUGGGAAAAGUGCUGAAAAUCCCACACAAGAAUCCCUGAUGGAAGAAAUGGGAGAAGCUACUAACAGUUCUGCAGCUUAA